Octopus bimaculoides (California two-spot octopus) is the source of this 1693-nucleotide messenger RNA. Lineage: Eukaryota; Metazoa; Mollusca; Cephalopoda; Octopoda; Octopodidae. The record is from the annotation of a RefSeq genome assembly.
AUGGGUAAAUUAAAGUUAGAAAUUUUUUUUAGUAUUAUUUUAAUGUCAGUUUCUUUUUUUUUGAUUAUUGUAUUUAUGUAUUUAGUUUUAAAUAAUUGUAGUUAUGUUAUUUCGUGAGAAAUUUUUAAUGUUAUAAGGUUAUUUAUUGAGUUGGAUAUUUUGUUUGAUUGAGUAAGUUGUAGAUUUAGAAGAUUAGUUUGUUUAAUUUCUGGGUCAGUAUGUAUUUUUAGUGUUAGAUAUAUAAAAGGAGAUAUUAAUAUUAAUCGAUUUAUAAUAGUAUUAAUGUUAUUUGUUUUAUCUAUAAAUUUUUUGAUUUUUAUUCCUAGAUUUGUUAGAUUAAUUUUAGGGUGAGAUGGGUUAGGUUUAGUAUCAUUUUGUUUGGUAAUUUAUUAUCAAAAUAGUAAAUCAUUAAGUGCAGGUAUAUUAACAGUGCUAAUAAAUCGGGUUGGAGAUUGUUUUAUUUUAGCUGGAAUUAGAAUUAUAUCUUUAUUGGGGCAUUGAAAUUAUUUAUGUAUUUGACAAUUUUGGUUGUUUGAUGUUUGUAUAAUUUUUGUAGUUAUUGCGGGAAUAACUAAGAGAGCUCAGAUUCCAUUUAGAAGAUGAUUGCCUGCUGCAAUGGCUGCACCUACUCCUGUUUCAGCUUUAGUUCAUUCAUCAACUUUGGUUACAGCUGGAGUAUAUUUAUUAAUUCGAUUUUAUAAUUAUUUAAUUGAGGUGAGUUUUUUUUGUUAUUUUAUAGUAUUUAUUUCAGUUAUAACUACUUUUAUAUCAGGGGUUUGUGCUAUUUAUGAAUAUGAUAUAAAAAAGAUUAUUGCUUUGUCUACUUUAAGACAAUUAGGGGUUAUAAUAAUAUCUUUAGGUAUAAAAAUACCUAUAUUGGCUUUAUUUCAUUUAUAUACACAUGCUAUAUUUAAAGCUUUAUUAUUUUUGUGUGGUGGUAAUAUUAUUCAUUGUUAUAGGGGAAUACAGGAUAUUCGUGAUAUUAAGGGAGUAAAAUAUAGGUUACCUUUCACUAGAAUUGUCCUUAAUAUUUCAAAUAUAGCAUUGUGUGGAUUUCCUUUUUUGGCUGGAUUUUAUUCAAAAGAUCUAAUUAUUGAGGUUUUAUUGAGUAGGGAUAUAAAUAUGCUAGUUGGUUUAUUAGGAAUAUUUGGGGUUUGUUUAACUAUAUUAUAUUCUAUACGUAUAUCUAUUUAUGUAGUGUGAGGAGAUGUAAAAAGGUUAAUUUAUGAAAAUAAUAAAGAUAAUGAUUUGUAUAUAAUUAUAUCAAUAAUGAUUUUAUGUAUUGGUGCAUUGUUUGGGGGAUUUAUAUUACAAAAUGUUGUUUUUUGUUUUAAUGAAGUAAUUAUUUUACCUUUAUUAUAUAAAAUAUUAGUUAUAUUAUUAUUGUUAACUAGUAUAUUAUUAUCUUUUAGAGUGUGAAAUGGAAGUGUAUCCAAAAUUAAAUAUGGAUUAAUAUAUUGAUGUAAUAGUAAGAUGUGAUUUAUAUCUUCUUUGAGAGGAUAUCCUUUUUUACUAAUAGUAAAAAAUAUUAGAAAUAUAAAUUUAAAAUUGGUUGAUAUAGGAUGAUUAGAGUUAAUAGGGGGUCAAGGUAUACUUAUUUUAAUUAAAAAAAUUAUAUAUAUAAUGGAGUGAUGAAUGAUUGUUUUAUUCAAUAUUAAUAUUAUUAUUAUUAUUUGUAUUAUUUUUGUUAUAU